This is a messenger RNA of Thamnophis elegans (Western terrestrial garter snake), 2654 nucleotides long. It is a transcript of the gene TMEM126A, whose product is annotated as transmembrane protein 126A. Gene Ontology annotation, cellular component: mitochondrion. Gene Ontology annotation, biological process: mitochondrial respiratory chain complex I assembly. NCBI's taxonomy places the organism in Eukaryota, Metazoa, Chordata, Lepidosauria, Squamata, Natricidae. The coding region runs from base 184 to 810 and encodes 208 amino acids. The record is from RefSeq and is a predicted model, not a curated record. The transcript has 5 exons.
CGCCCAAUCCCAGCCGGGCCACGUGACCGGGCCAAGAUGGCGGCCCCCGCGGUCGGCGUGUGACCCAAGCGAGCCCGUGCGACCUCAACGCUUCGGCGGCCCGCAGCGGUAGCGAGGAACCCGUCUGACCGGGACUGCGGCUAAGCAAGAAAGAGAAGCGCCUCUAUAUAAAAACAGAUUAAAAUGGCAGGGAAAGAAUUUCUGGACCACCCUAUGGAGAGAAAAAUCAAAAAUCCAAGAAGAAUCCCAGAAUCCACCUGGCAAACGAUGUUUGAAAGGCUGCCUCAGAAAGAUCAAAAUUUCUUCUACACUGGAGGCUUCGGCCUUGGCCUCAAUUCAAGUCUCAUUGCCUUAAUAUCUAAUAAUUCAUUUAGGAAGCUUCUGAAUAUCACACAGGCUCGUUAUUCAACAGUUGCAGCCAUGUCCUUAUUGCCACUCCUCACAACUACAGUUGCUUAUGAGGCCGCAGUAAAACAGUCUUUGAUGACAGGUAAUUUAAAUUGUGAAAUCUGUGCUAUGGUGAGAGGAGGUUUAGUAGGAGCUGUCGUGGGCUUUUUCUACCCAGUCAUUCUAGCGCUGCCUCUGAAUGGAUUGCUGGCUACAAGAUACUAUACUGCUCCCUUGCCAAACAAAGAAAAUGCAGUGCGAUUCUGGGUCAUGCUUAGUAAACCGGUUUUCAAGAAGAUGAGAUUUGCUGCUUUCCUCCAAGUUGCUUUUGGCGCGUACCUUGGCUCAAGACACUACGAUAUAUAUCUCAAAAUGAUCCGCAUGCCUCAACCUGGAAGGGAUCCCGAGGAAAUCGGAGAAUAAAACUUUUAAAAGGUGUUUAGCUUUUAUUUCUUGCCAGAUUUGGAUAACUUCUGAAAGUUCUAGUCUGGUUUGAGUCAUUUGUAUCAACUUUGUGAAAAUUGAAACACACACAUACAUCUUGUGCUGUACUGCAAGAGGGUAACCAACAACAUUGGGUGAAUGAGAAAAGCAACAACUAAAUUUUUGGGAAGGGAAGUAAAGAGGUACUGUUGAAAAAGAAGCAGUGUAUAGAUAUACUUAUGUAAGUUUAUAAAUGUGCUUAUCUAUAUAUGUACAAAGCAACAAAUGCAUCCAAUACAUAGUUCCUGGAGAACAUGAAAAGGAUUGAGCAAUAUUUCUAGUAACCCACAAGUAUUUCUCGGUUAUUUCCACAAUCCAAAACAAAAUGGAGGGCAAUUUCAUGCAGGACUUCCAACUAUAACUCAACCUACCCAGUGGGAAAAAAAUGGUAACAUAGCUAACAACACAGGCUUAACAACCAGUUGCUUAACAAGAGCUCGAAGUUACAACAGACCUCCCCAGAGCUACUUGCAACUCAUUUUCGAAAUCCCAGUAGCUAUACUCAGCUGUACUAAAGAUAAAGGUAUCCCCUCUCCAGCUGUGUCCAAUGCUGGGGGGCAGUGCAUAUCUCAAGUUUCUUUGCCUAGGGAGUCAGCAUUGUCCAAAGAUGUUUCUGUGGUCAUGCGGCCAGCAUGACUAUGCCAAGAGGCACAGUAAGCUGUUAUCUUCCCAGCAAAGUGGUAUCUAAUUAUCUUGCGUUUGCCUCGCUUCGGGCCUACUUCGUAAGCAGGGGCUGGGCUAAGUAAUGGAAGCUCACCCCAUCAUGCGGAGCUUGGCUCUCGAACCCAGGCUGUCAGCUUUCCAGCUGACAAGCUCAGCAUCUUUAACCACUGAGCCAUUCCCCCCGCCACCCAAUACACCUCUAUGGUCAAGUAAACUGCAUUAGUUUGGGGGGGGGGGCACCCAUUGGGAGAACAGAUUCGCUCAACCAUCAUAAAAAAUGGUCACAAAAUCAGAUCCGGUCACGUAAGGCUUCAACCUAUGAACCAUAACAAUUUACGGCCGUAAUUCUGGGCUCUAUUAUGAUUCUGCCUUGAGGGCUACCUGUAGGGGAACUGAGUCAUACAGCUGGGACUUUCGUCAGAAAUACUUGUGUGCAAGAAAAGUUUUAGAAGAUCUCCCAAGUCAGAAUUCUUUUGUUAAGCAAAUCACUUGUUUAAGAAUUAUAAGUCUAGCUUCAAAUUUGCUGGGAUGUAUCUAUUUCCAAAUAUCCAUAUUAUUAUUAUGCAAAGAACAAGCAAGAUGUUAAAUCUGUUUAGUGGCCCACCCAGUAUUCAAAGUACCGCUUGCCCACCUUCCCAGUAAGUACUUCAUCUAUCCCCAUAGGCCCCCAUGUUUGCUAGUUGCCCCUAUUCCCUCAUUACUGCACCUACUUGCUCUAUCAACUAUGUGUUUGGAUAACAUACUUGUAUCUACUAAAAUGUACAACAGAGUAUAGCAUAUUCUAAUUCUCGAAAGAUGUGCUGUCGUCAAAUGGAAUUAUCCCAUAGGGACAAGUGUUCACUAAAGGCCUCAAGUACCUAAAUUAACUAUUGCCGAGAGAUACAUCCUCACUAAAUAUGAGUCAUGUCCUCAGGAUCUUUUUCAGCAUGUCCAGGGCUAAUGAUGGAGUAGAAAUUUUAACUGCAGCUAAGACCCACGUGACUGUUGAGAAAUCAGGACUGCAUGAAGGAAAUUGUUAACACUGGUAUCAGGGCGAGAUUUUCAACUGUUUUGCAAAUCUGAAGCUUUCUCCAAAGUUGAAGAAUUGAGACCCUCUGAAGCAAACUGGCCCCCAAUCAAAU